UUACAAUGAAACUUUUACCCGGUGAUCAGUCCUGGGUUAUCAAUCACGAACUGAAUGCGCAUGUGUGCAACUGCCGGACCAAAACAGUCUGAGCUGGCAGUCAGGUAGGCCAACGAGUCCGACAAGAAGCCAGUGAGUAAACACCGCCCAACAGGUGUACGCAGGUCCACCACCGAAGUCGAAAGGCUCCUUACUCCGACUGUCUGCGGCAACAUUUGCCUUCCUGACUGCCUUCAAUAAAUGUCCACUAAGGGACUUUUUCAGAGGAUUUAAGGCGCCGGAUUCGAAGCAGAAUAAAUGGUUUAUCCUGUGUGUCGGAUAUGGCGUCUGCUUCUCCUGGGAGGAUUCGUGCUGCCAGGGCUGCGGCAUGUCAGCGGAAUACAGAUUCACACUCCGAGUGAGGUGGAGGCGGUCAACGGGACAAACGUGAGAUUGAAAUGCACGUUCACGUCCAGUCACCCGGUGACACUUCAGUCCGUCGCAGCGUCCUGGAACUUCCGUCCCUUAAAUUCAGGAUCGGAGGAGUCGGUGUUUUACUACAAGGACGAACCAUACCCUCCUCAGCACGGGCGUUUUAAAGACCGGGCGGUGUGGUCGGGAGAUAUUUUGAAACAGGACGUCUCCAUCACCCUGCAUGAGGUGCCUCCAACCUUUAAUGGCACCUACAUCUGCCAGGUGCGCAACCUGCCAGAUGUGCACGGCAGUAGCGGAGAGAUCGUCCUCCGAGUCGUCAACAAAGCCUCCCUCUCAGAGAUCGGCAUCCUGGCGGCUGCAGUUGGAGGCGCCUGUGGUAUAAUCCUGAUCCUCCUCGGUAUCUUCGUGGCCAUGAGGUUCUACAGGAGAAAGCGCGCGGAAAACGACCUUGAGCUGCAACCACGGGAGCACGAGCGGAAGGACCCGACAGUGUGUUUACCUGAAGAGGCAGUUCAUCUGAAAGCUGUGAUGCUGGAGAAGGAAGUUGAUAGUUCAGAUGAUGAAGAGUCUGAACCCAGCAGUGGAGAUGAUGAGGAAGAGGAAGGCGCUGAAGGAGAUGACGAUGAUGAUGAUGACGACGAUGAUGAUGAUGACGACGAUGAUGAUGAUUAAAUGGACACGCUAGAUUGAUUAGAAUUGUAGUUUUGCUUUAAUGUUUAGAUGACAUGUAAUUUAUUGUACUUUUUCAGUGCAUCGUGGUCACUGAGUCACAUUGAUGCAGUAAAUGUUCUCCAUCAAAUGAGCAUCACACAUCUACUGCAUCACAGCGCUCCACUCAUGAUGGACAGUUUCUUAGAAAGCAUCACAAUAGGCGCAGCAGAAAAACACACAUCUUGUAUUACACUUGUUCUUCUUUUGCUGCCUGCAUUCCCCACAAUGCAACACAACCACCAUCUGUUCAGUUACAGAUUCUGGUGUGUUAUGCUAGUAGCAGCCUAACGUAGCCUUGAGCCUCUGGCCUCAAGCAGACAUGAGGACUAGCUACAGAGGUCUGGUAAGGUCAGUUUUUUCUCGAAAUUUUCCUUCAGUCAUUUAAAGCUGCAGCCCCGACACGAGUCACGUGACGUCACUUGAGGCAAUUUAUCAGACUCUAAAACUUUUUACUCCCAUUUUAAUAUUCACGUGUAAGUCUGUGGAGUCCACCUUUAAUUUCUGUGUGUAUGAUGGAUGUGAGUGUGGUUUGUUGCAUAUUUUACAUUUUUUGUGCUAAUUUGAUGGGAUUUCCAGAAAGCUGCUGCUGGAAAUCUAUUGCCUGAGAUCAAUGUCGUGAUAACUAAUUAAUUUUCAUGUUGAAUAAAUGGAGUUUAGAUUUUUGAAUAGAGGAGCCAGUUAAAUAUGGCUCAUUUUUAAAAGUACCCCAUACCAGUGCAGAGUGUUUGUCCAGCUGUGGUGUUCAGUGUUCAUCCUGUUCAUUUUCUAAAAGCAUCAGCCGAGGAGACAAAUCAGAAUUUGAAUUAAGAUUCAGACUUCAGUUGUUCCAUAGUGUGUCUUUGCAGAGGAGAUUGAAUGCUGCUGGAAAUGAAACAGGAAAAUGGGUGCUGUCAGCGAGACCACCGUCGUUUGCAUGAGCGAUUUUGUAUUUAGAUUUUGUACAUAGUGUAAAAUAAGCACAACUUUACACUUUUUAACUCAAACCCUGAAAUGUUUUACACUAUUCAGCAACUCUGGAAUAAAGAACUUUUUUUUUUUAAUGA
Messenger RNA from Chelmon rostratus (copperband butterflyfish), 2168 nucleotides. It is a transcript of the gene mpzl2b, whose product is annotated as myelin protein zero-like 2b. The record is from RefSeq and is a predicted model, not a curated record. Lineage: Eukaryota; Metazoa; Chordata; Actinopteri; Chaetodontiformes; Chaetodontidae. Bases 298 to 1086 code for a protein of 262 amino acids. Gene Ontology annotation, biological process: cell-cell adhesion. The transcript has 5 exons. Gene Ontology annotation, cellular component: membrane.